ACGUAAACAAGAAGACACACCCGGAAGUAGUAUUUUAUUAUGCUCAUUGGUGGCCUCAUACAGAGAGGCAUCGGUGCAACUAUUUCCAGGGGGGCCUUAGAAGACUGGCAGCAGAAGGCAGCAAAUAGACUUUAGAAGCAUUGGACCUGGAGUAUGUAGCUGGGGAGCGGGUCUGGGUCCUAGGGUUCUUCUUCAGCUCUCGGGGGGCUUCUCAUACAACAGGACCCAGGACUGGAAGUGCCUUCUACAGAGAGCGGCUAAUGGCUGUGAUUUGAUUGGUGGAGAGAACAGAAUGAACUGCAAAUGGAGCACGGUGCCCUUUAAGGCACAUCCGGAGGAGCUGAUCGCUUAUGAUGCCGAGCUUUACCGCCAACAUCAUGAAUACUACCCGUACCUCAGUGACAGUGAGAGCCAUGCUUCUCUCUUAGAACAUUACUGGGAGUAUCCCACCCCUCAUCUACAUGGAGAACUGGAAGGAUUCCCUGAUUCCCAGCUGACGGAACUGCAGAGUGUUCAACCUCCCCAGCUGCAGCAACUCUACAGACAUAUGGAGGAGCAGAUGCAUGUUCUGGAACCUGGGUUGCCCACGCCACACCCACACCUCAGCAUAGGCCAUCAGGUCUCCUACAUGCCUCGCGUGGGUCUGCAGUAUAUAGCUACUGGACAACCCAGUUCUGAUGAAGAGGAACAUGAGAGACGUAGCCCACCACUGGAAGUUUCAGAUGGAGAGAUGGACUCUCGAGACCCUACUUAUGGCAUGUUACAAGGAGAACCAGGAAGCAAGAAAAAGAUUCGCCUCUACCAGUUCCUUCUGGAACUGCUACAGAGCGGAGACAUGAAAGACAGUAUCUGGUGGGUUGAUAAAGAUAAAGGCACAUUCCAGUUUUCUUCUAAGCACAAAGAAGUCCUUGCCCAUCGCUGGGGCAUCCAAAAAGGCAACAGGAAGAAGAUGACUUAUCAGAAAAUGGCCAGGGCGCUGCGUAACUAUGGCAAGACCGGAGAGGUGCACAAGAUCAAGAAGAAACUGACGUACCAGUUUAGCAGGGAGGUACUACAAAAGUCUUAUAACCCAAGGAAACACCUCCAUCAUUGAGCUUGAAUUCGCAAUCUCUGUAUGGCUGGGCCUUGCCAGUACUCACAAAUCUUUAGUGCUCUCAGCAUUUUGGUACGAAAGACUCAAAAGUUUCCAUGUUUGGAACAUAGUCAAGCUGUGUAUAUUAUUGUAAUUAUUCAUGUGCGGAAAGCAGGGGGCUGUUUUUAUAAUAGUGCCUUAAACUGUAUGCUUCCUCAGGAACAGUGUGUCCCUGACCUGUAAAGCUUAUUAGACUCGGAGUCUAAAGAACUGGAUGAUAAAUGGUUUUCUUCAUAUGACAGGGAACUGGCACAGGAGCCCAAGCUGGUCUUACAAGUAAUGAGGCUCUUGGGCAGUGGUCAACACAGACUUUGUGGGGCCCCAUUUAUUUAAGUGUGUUAUACCUGUGGCCCUUUAGUAGCUGUUCAGUUAAAUAUCUUUCUUAUAAUUGUGCCUUUCUUGUUUCUCCGCUGUUAUUUGCAUUAGGCCACCGGUCCCUUACCUUUUAUCCAUACCCCCUGGGACUUCUUCCCCACUUUCUCUUUUGUUCUCCACUUCCACUUUCUCUUCUGCUUUCACUUUCUUCUCCCAGACCUUCCCUGUUUCUCCUCUGCUAGACUUUACCUUGUGCGUUGUCCAGUUGCAGGAGCUUUUUUAAUUGCUCAGAUUUGCAAAGCCAAUUACAUUUCAUGCACUUUGCAAAAGAAGUUGUAACUUUCUAUCCAAGAGUCCAUGGUAGCAGUGCAGCCUUAGCAAGUUUCCAUAGCAUUUUUUUUAUAGGUUGUGCUUUUCAUUACCCUGUAUACUCAUAGAUCUCUUCUUCUAUAGUUUAUUUUACUGCAGUCACAUCUCCAAAUAAACAUUAUUAUCCUUUAUGAAGAGGCAUCAGUCCCCACCCCUGCAGAACAUAAAAGUAAUAUCAAAAGCAAAGUUUGCUUCUCCUAAAAAGUAGGUAAACUUGCUACAGCUACCGGACACAAGAGAUGCACAUGAUAUAUUUAUAUCAGGAAUGUGUACCCAAACUAAAUAUUAUUAUCCUUUAUCAAAGUGCAGAAUAUUGGCUCUGACAUCAGUCCCCACCCCUGCGGAACUUAAGAUUAAAGUAAUAUCCUAAAAAUUAGGGGCAUUUGCUACAGGACACAAGUGUUGUCCAUAAUAUAUAUAUAUAUAUAUAUAUAUACAGUUUAUAUAUUAGGCAUGUGUACCCAAACUAAACAUUAUUAUCCUUUAUCAAAAUGCAGACUAUUGGCACUGACAUUAGUCCCCGCCCCUGCGGAACCUGAGAGUAAAGUAAUAUCUGAAGCAAAGUUUACUCCUCCUCAAAAGUAGGGGAACUUGCUACAGGACACAGAGUUGCCCAUAAUAUAUGUAUAUCAGGCAUGUGUACCCAAACUAAACAUUGUUAUCCUUUAUCAAAGUGCAGAAUAUUGGCACUGACAUUAGUCCCCACCCCUGCGGAACAUAAGAGUAAAGUAAUAUCAGAAGAAGUUUACUUAAAAGUAGGGGCAUUGUCCAUAAUAUAUGUAUAUCAGGCAUGUGUACCCAAACGAAACAUUAUUAUCCUUUAUCAAGAUGAAGAAUAUUGGCACUGACAUUAGUCCCCACCCCUGCGGAACAUGAGCAUAAAGUAAUAUUAGAAGCAAAGUUUGCUCCUCCUCAAAAGUAGGAGCAUGUGCUACAGGACACAAGAGUUACCCAUAACAUAUCUAUAUCAGGCAUGUGUACCUAAAGUAAAUAUUAUUAUCCUUUAUCAAAAUGCAGAAUAUUGGCACUGACAUUAGUCCCCGCCCCUGUGGAACAUGAGAGUAAAGUAAUAUCAGAAGCAAAGUUUGCUCCUCCUCAAAAGUAGGAGCAUGUGCUACAGGACACAAGAGUUACCCAUAACAUAUCUAUAUCAGGCAUGUGUACCUAAAGUAAAUAUUAUUAUCCUUUAUCAAAAUGCAGAAUAUUGGCACUGACAUUAGUCCCCGCCCCUGUGGAACAUGAGAGUAAAGUAAUAUCAGAUGCAAAGUUUGCUCCUCCUCAAAAGUAGGGGCAUUUGCUACAGGACACAAGAGUUACCCAUAACAUAUGUAUAUCAGGCAUGUGUACCCAAACAAAACAUUAUUAUCCUUUAUCAAAAUGCAGAAUAUUGGCACUGAGAUCAGUCUCCGCCCCUGCGGAACAUGAGAGUAAAGUAAUAUUAGAAGCAAAGUUUACUUCUUCUAAAAAGUAGGGGAACUUGCUACAGGACACAAGAGUUGCCCAUAAUAUAUGUAUAUCAGGCAUGUGUACCCAAACUAAACAUUGUUAUCCUUUAUCAAAGUGCAGAAUAUUGGCACUGACAUUAGUCCCCGCCCCUGCAGAGCAUAGGAGUAAGAGUUUGCUCCAGGUCUAUGAACACAUCAGGUGUUUGCUUACAUACUGUACAGUGAAUGCACUCAGAAGAAACACACAGCAAUCCCUUUAUGUGUAAAUGUUAUUUCCCAUAUGAGCAGCCUUUAGCUUUCUGUAUAGCUUUAUUUUUUAAUAUUGUACCAUGAAUAAGAUAAACCAGAUCUUGAAGGGAAAUGUUGCCCCUGCACCAAUGCAUUAAGCAAGUCAACUGGCUUAACAUACUGUUUUGUAUGUACAAUGUUUAAGUUAUUUUAGAUUUUUUUUUUGUAUAGAAAGGUUCACAAAAGAGAAGUUGAUGAGGCAAUUGCCGUUAUGGGCGGAGCCUACCGCACAAGCCAGCAGUAUGCACUCACCUCUUUCUUAUUGGGUUUCUUACAUCAAGCGCAUUAACAGGUAAAACUUGAAUUAUAAGAUGUUAUUUUCUAUUCAUAAAAGAUAAAUGCAUACUUUU
This is a messenger RNA of Xenopus tropicalis (tropical clawed frog), 3899 nucleotides long. It is a transcript of the gene spi1, whose product is annotated as Spi-1 proto-oncogene. Gene Ontology annotation, cellular component: nucleus. Gene Ontology annotation, molecular function: DNA-binding transcription factor activity; DNA binding; sequence-specific DNA binding. The coding region runs from base 293 to 1093 and encodes 266 amino acids. NCBI's taxonomy places the organism in Eukaryota, Metazoa, Chordata, Amphibia, Anura, Pipidae. Gene Ontology annotation, biological process: DNA-templated transcription; regulation of transcription by RNA polymerase II; regulation of DNA-templated transcription. The transcript is spliced from 7 exons. The record is from RefSeq and is a predicted model, not a curated record.